AUGAAGGCUGAAAUCGCGUCCAGCGUGGUUUUUGUACACGGUCUUGGUGGAGAUUACCUCGAGACUUGGAAGUCGAAGCUUGAUGAGACAGUGUGGCCCAAAGACCUCCUUUCACAGCUUGGAAGGUUUCGAAAAGCUCGAAUCUUCUCCUUUGAUUAUGAUGCCACGGCUUUCUUGACCCCUUUCGAGAAGGAGACAAAGGGAUCGACCUUCCAGUUUGCCGAGUCUCUGUUAGACACCCUGGCGGACUCUCGUCUUGGUCCUGCAGCGAAAACCCGUCCAAUUGUUUUUGUUGGACACUCACUCGGCGGCAUUGUCAUCAAAGCAGCUCUGAGACACGCAAAGCUGCUUUCAAGUCAGUUCGGUGACAUCCUAAGCUACACCAAAGCGAUAGUGUUCUUCGGUACGCCUCAUCAAGGUGCAGACGCAGCAGCCUGGGCGGUGUUGCUGGGCGAGAUUGGAAGCUGGGUGCGGCUGCGGAACACUGAGGUGGUUGAGGAGUUGAAGCGGUGGUCCGAUCCCCUAGUCCAGCUGACCAGGCAAUUCAAGGAGAUCCCAAGCCUCUACGGGAUCCAUAUCACGUCUUUCUACGAAACUCAGGCCACUGCAAGUCUGAAAGUGAGUGGCGAUAUUGUUCCAUGUGUGUUGCUCUGCUAA
Messenger RNA from Colletotrichum phormii, 657 nucleotides. RefSeq names its product Alpha/Beta hydrolase protein. The coding region runs from base 1 to 657 and encodes 218 amino acids. The transcript has 3 exons. Lineage: Eukaryota; Fungi; Ascomycota; Sordariomycetes; Glomerellales; Glomerellaceae. The record is from RefSeq and is a predicted model, not a curated record.